AUCUGUCUCCCUCUCCUGUUGUGAUGGCUCUUCACAAAAAGGGUGUGGGGGGGUGUUGUUUAUUAGUCAGCUGUUAUCACCACCCUUCCAUGCAAGGAAGGGUGACUUGUCUUGUUUCUCAUCGGUUCGACAGUGUGCCCCUCCAUCCUUCACAAGGAACCACAGGUUCACUAUUGCAAUGUAAAAGCUUGACACCAGGCUUCCACCCCUCGUAGUGUUUGUGGAAAGCUGAGGGAGAGUGACAGGAUACCAGCAGGGUUGUAGGAGGAUUAGAAGGGUAGGUUCAGAGUUCAGGAGAUAGAUUAAGUUUUUGUAAAACUGGUCCAACACUCCUGGCUAGCCAUCAAACUCGCUGCUUUCCUAUUUUUGCUUCAGAAAGAAGAACAAUUCAACUUGAUUAUGUUCUCCUGUUAAUGUUUUGAUGCAGACGUGUCCUCCUCCUGCUCUCCCUUCCCCCCCCUGCCCCUUUUACUUGCCACCCAUCAGGCCUAAAAUGGUCGAUGUUGUGUCACCACACACAAUGCCAUCAGAAACCGAAGUUCACGUGGCGAGGAGCUUUCUCACCAAGAUUUUGCGAAGCUCUAUGAGGUACCAUCAGCUGGCCACCUUCCUGUUGUGAUUGCUGGUAGUUUGUGGUGAACCUAAGUCAUCUGUUGUGUUUUGUUCAUUAGGAUUCCUUUGUGUUCAUUGCCCUCAGUAUAGUGCUAGUCCAAACCAUAUACUCUUUAGUUGUAAUUUGCCCCUUUGUGUUAGUCAAUUUUUUGUUUUAAUGUUGUUUUCAGUCCUGUGAUGUUCAGCUCUCUCAUGUGGUAUUAUUUGGUUUAUGUCACAUUUACAUGAUUUGGUAAAAAAAUGUUUUGUAAUUAUUUUCCCUCUCAUGCUCUCAGGAAGAACCGCUUCAAAGGAAAGAAUGAUCCAGGCUCGCGGCCCCAUUCCUGGCACUCCUCCAAGCUGACAGAAGAGGAGAUAGAGCCCGCUGGGAGAGACGUCACCCCAGCACCAGUCUGGCAGCCAAAACAUGAAGCAAGGUCCAAAGAGCUGUCCACUCAAGGGGAACAGAGCACUCUGCGUCAGCUAACCAGUCAACUCAGCUCAGUGAACAACAUGGAGAGUCUGGACCGUCCCUCUCACCCCUACCCACCAGGUCGUCUAUCCCCGACCACAUACAUCAGCAGUGCUGAGCCUCUCAGUGGACCAGCAGGCAAAAGAGACUCUAGGUUCAGUUGUUUCUCAAACAGCUCUAGCCCUCCUGUUCAUGACCAGAGCACAUCUGUUAGGAAGGGUACCAGCACUGAAAACAUUUUCUUCAAGGGCCUUCAGAGCGAAGGGCUCACACAGGCUGGGCGGCCCAGGUACCUCCAGCCGACACUAGGAAACGGAGGCUGGGAGGGGUCACGGGCCGAGGAGCAGCCUGCCUCUCGGGUUUCCAUGGCAGGGAGACCCAGCAUAGGCCCAGUGUGGCAGGUGCCAGACAAGAAAUCCCAGUCCCCCCCUCCCCCGCCUCCUCCCCUGCGCAGUGACAGUUUUGCUGCCACUAAAGUGUUCCCUUAUGAUGAAGGGCCAAGUGGUCCAACAAAGACCCAUGGCAGAUCAAUAGAAAAACUGAUUGAAAAUAACAACCAGAAUGGCCUCAGAUCACACCAGGAGAAAAGCUCAGAGGCCAGACCUGGCUUCAACCCCCUGCACGCCAAAGACUUCCUCCAUCCCAGCACAGCAGCUGACCACAAUCACAACCAGCUGCGCCCCAAAAAACUCUUCUCCUUGUCCAGCAAUGAUGUCAGACAGUCUCAUUACACCCAGGUACCUGCCCACCAGAGGCAAUACAGUGAUGAAAGCCCCUUUUACCUGCAGACUAGGUCAGCUCCUACCACCAAGACUCAGAGUGUGGGAAGCUACUAUCGUAGCCUCCAGGAUUUGCCCGCAAAUAUCUUCAGUCGCAAACAGGUCCGGCACUCCACAGCAACCAUGCCUGCAAACCCAAACCUGGAGUGUUGGGGGCACAGCAGAUACUAUGGCCCAGCAAGCAAGCAUUUGUUUCAGACUGCUGAGCACCAUGCCAGGCAGGGCAAAGCAGAGGGCCGGAGGGGGGAGAAAGAGAAACACCACUGGGUAAACAGCAAUGAACCAGGCUUCCCAGGUUCCUUGAAGGGGAACGUUAAGGCAAGGUACUCUCUCCCUCAGUCCCAGAUGCCUUACAGCGAAAAUAAUGGCCAUUCCCAUCUUGGGAACGGUCUUCAUUAUGACCAUCAAACCUCAGAACAUUCUAAUCGAAGUCGCAGCCCAGAGGAUGCUACAAGGAGAGGUGAAGGAAACGAUAUUGACAUGAAAAGACAAUUUCCAACACAUCCAAGUAAUGAUCAAAUGGUCAGUCUUUCAAGGCAGCAUGACCUGUGGGUACCUCAAGAAGACCACCGAAUAUCCCCCCUGAAAACCCCACUACUCCACUCCCUGGCCAAGGAGAGCAGGAGUCUGGCUGAGCAACCAGCAGCGAUGACCUUGGGUGUCAUGCCCACCCAGGAUACUGGUGACAACAUGGCCACCAGCAGUGGAAAAAUGAAUCGUCGCAGCGACCGUUAUGCCACAACCCUCCGCAAAGAGAUCCAGCAGAAACGCGCUCAGCUGCAAAAGAGUCGCAGUGCUGCAACACUGACUUGUGAUGCAGAGGAUGAGGAGGUAGAGGAGUGGAGAUCCACAGAGACUUCUACACCUUCUGGUGUCUCAUUUUCCAACACCUACAAGGACCACCUGAAAGAGGCACAGGCCAGGGUUCUCCAGGCCACCUCCUUUCAGAGGCGUGACCUGGAGCCCCUUGGACCAGAAGUGCAGGUAGUUAAAACCUCUAAUGGACGCAUUAGAGGACGUAAACGCUUCCCCUUGGCAAAGAGGACACACUCCUUCUCAGAGCCUGACAAGAUAGACAAAGUAGGAGUGGAGGUAGGGCCUCAAACCGGGUCCUUCGGAGCGCGGAGGAGGUUCUUUGAGGCCAAACCUGCAUUCUCCAGACCUGUGCUGAGGUCAAGUCACGGUACAAACUUGAACAUAGACCUUGAUGAGAUACGGAAACUCAAAGAGAACACGCCCACUGGAGAGCCUGGGGAGCCUCACUCAUCCACAGACCCCGACCUCCUCAGCCCUGGACAUAGGCAGACCUUACUAGAGCAGCAGAGGCUUGGGACCUUCGCUGAGUACCAGGCCACAUGGAACAAGCAGAAGAAGUUGCCAGAGGCAAAGACGCAAGGGAGGUAUCACUCUGCAGAGAAUAUCUUAGAUGCAGAUGCUGAGGAGAAAGUAAUCUGCACCCACGAGAGAUCCAGAUCUUCCCCCUCUGCAGAUUUCUAUACACAGAAUAUUCCCUCAUCAUGGAGAGACCCUCAAGCUCAGCAGAGCAGCUACACCACCGGAGAAAAGGCAGAGAACAGACUGCAAUACCAACCUGACCACAGCCCACAGUCGGCCCCCUCAGUGCCCAGAAAGGAGGGCCCAGCACUAGGCCUCUCUGACCACAGGAGCAAGCCAAAUGCUGCCAAUCCCUCCCAAACCACACUCUCCUCGGGCCCUCGCAGCCUCAGCCCCAACCCUGGCUCCCAGCACCCAGCCCAGCCUGCACAAACCAAGGGCCUCCUGCCGCCGCCCAGGCCCCAUUUAGGCCCAGAAACCACAUCUUCCUCCCAGGAAUUCCAGGCUGGCUCCCAGGCGAACCCGGCCACGCUCCAGCCUCUGUCCAGCUGCAGCUCCGACACCCAGCACCAUGCCACUACCCAGGGCUCCUCUGCCGGACCCGCCACGGCCAGCUCCCCUCACCUCAGCUGGACAUCCGUACCAGACAUGAGCGAGGGAGAUGUGCAGACUGAGCAGGAGAAGGAGCAGCUGCCGCCUCCUUCUUCCCCAUUCUCCUCCUGGACGGCCGCUCUGCCUCUCCCCACGGCGGAUCGAGCGCGGUCUCCGUCGCCACAGUUUGCACCGCUGAGACUGACCGACAAGCCGCCGACCGCAUCCCUGCAGGAUGACUCAACGCUCAGGUCGGAAAAUGAGCUGAAGCCCACAGAAGAGAUGGACGCGAACAGUCCGGCGAGGAGAGUCCCAGUGAGGAUCAUCCACGCGGAGAGCAGCUCGGAUCGCGAGGGACGCGCCUACCUGCCUCAGACCAGCGACCCCUGCGGCAGCUUCGAGCCGUCGCCCCACAUCCCCUGCCUGGGCGCCACGGAGCACCAGGCGUCGUCCCUGUUCAGUGCCUACACCCGCCAGGGUGUAGCUUGGGACCAGGGUCAGGAGUCAGUCCCCGAGUUGAGCUCGGCAGGUGCCCAGCGCUCAGAGGAAGAUGCCAAGCGAGACGAACUGGCCAGGGACAUCAUGGGUAAAGACAAGUCCCUGGUGGACAUCCUUGACCAGAGCGGCAGGAAGACCACCAUGGACCUCAUGGAGGGACUCUUCCCCCCGGAGGAGCAGAUUCUGGAGGGAGUCCACCAGCGACGGAUGGCUUCCACCGGCUCCAGGCUGCCAACCUCAUCCCCCAGGAGUACAGACAGGAGGGGAGACGAGGACGAUGUGGCUGUAUCCGCAGCAGCCUCCCUGGUCCCCAGCUCCUCCUACUACAACACGUCAGCUCCCAAAGCCGAGCUCCUCAUCAAGAUGAAGGACAUGCAGGGACAGAUGGAGGAACAGGACUCUGAGGACGAGCUGGACAUUGACCUGGCCAGUAAAAAGCAAGAGCUGAUCUCCAGUCUGGCGAGGAAGCUGGAGGUGUUGCGGGAGGCCCGGCAGAGCCUGCAGGAGGACGUGGAGGACAACGAGACUCUGGGUCGCGAGGUGGAGGCCACCGUGCAGCGGCUCUGUCAGCCCAACCAGCUCGACAAAUUCCGCAUGUUCGUCGGCGACCUGGACAAAGUGGUGAGCCUGCUGCUGUCGCUAUCGGGGCGGCUCGCCCGGGUGGAAAACGCCCUCAACACCCUGGAGGAAGACGCUUCGCCAGAGGAGAAGCGCACCCUGACGGAGAAGCGCAAGCUGCUGAUGCGGCAGCAUGAAGACGCCAAGGAGCUGAAGGAGAACCUGGACCGCCGGGAGCGGCUGGUUUCCGGGAUCAUGGGGGCCCACCUGGACGCGGCGAGCCUGGACGACUACCGGCACUUCGUCAAGAUGAAGUCGGCUCUCAUCAUCGAGCAGCGCAAGCUGGAGGACAAGAUCAAGCUCGGCGAGGAGCAGCUGAAGGGCCUGCUGGACAGUCUGCCACUGGAGCAGAGGUCGCUGCUCUGAUUCCUUUCAGAAAUCUGGUUCUGCAGGAGAAAUACUGGAUCAGAAUAACCGCAGAUGAAGGUGCAACAUGUGGCAUUUUUUGGGAUAUUGAUGUCAUUCUUAAAUCGUGUCCAACGUCAUGGCUGAGACAGAUUUGAAGCCUCCGUUUCACGCCAGUGGGUUUUGUUAUUGUUCCUCAGAAGAAACACAAUCGUAACAGUUCCUAUGUAGUUCCUUUUCCACCAAAUUGUUCUAGGAACUAAGGAGCCCCAGGAGUUAAGAUCAGACAAGUAAUGAUUUUUUUAAUACAUAACAAUUAGACCAGAACACAGAGACAAUGCCAUCAUUUGUAAUAAACUGAUUCACGACUGACUACUUUAGGGUUGGAAACUGCAUGGCUGAAAUUGGCACACAAUUUUUUUUCACUCCCGUCCCUAUAUUUCCUGGAUCUAGAUAUGAUCUUAAAGAUUGAGCUCAAUUCUUUAUGGAAGAGAUUUAAUUUAAUGUAAUUUAUGUGUUUUCAUUUUAAGCGAUGCAGCAGAGGUCCCAAAAAUUUCACAGACACUUUUACAGUCUACACACAGUGAUGAUGGCUUUGUUAUUUGUAUUUAUUUAUUUUUGUAAAGUUUUUUUUAUGAUAAUCUGGUAUUUUGGAUACAAAAGAGAAACGCUCCAUCAAAGCUACACAAUAUAAACGUGUUCCAUUUUAGGAGCAUCUCACUUUAAUUUUAAUCGGUUGUUUUUGCACCUAAACGCCCCCAAGAGACCAACAUCCGAACAUACAAACACACCAGAUUACUGUACGUUCUCAAUCAAUACUUAAUCAAAUAUCAAUUUGGUUGUUUUUUCAUCCUAGAGUGUUUCCCGCCUCACUUUAAUAUUCCUCUUUCUUGACUUGUAUUUAUCGCCAUGCAUUUGUAAUUCAUUAUCAUCGCAUGUGUAUUUUAAGUUUUAAAUUAAUAUUUUAUAGUAAUUUAUUGUAGUCCAUUUGAAACCGUGUAUGGAGUAAGGGGAACUGUUUCCCCGGUAAUUUUAUUUCACUCAUGACGUACUUUUUGUUUUCUAAUGAAGGUAAAUGAAGAGUUUGAUUCCAGAAUCCCAUAAAUCCGUUUUAGUUUACAAUCCGUUUUUUCUAAAGUGUAAUCAUCUCGAAGUUUUCUUUCCCAUUUUUACAACAAAACGGUCUCUUCUGUAUUAUUCUUAUAGAAUAGCUGUCACCGUAUGACGCAUAUCUCAUUUUGGAGUGGAACUCUUUCAUUGAAGCUAGAAUAAAAAGGGUGAAUCUGGUGACUGGAAUAGACGAUGCUGACAGGUUCCAGCAAUACAGAUGUUGCUCUGACUUCCUGUGAUAUAAUAACCUUCACGUUUUCGUUACCUCAUAAGUUUUAAUUAUAUCUGAAAAAACCUUUCUGACCGAUGUACAUUUUUUACUUUGAAAGAGCGAAGGGACCGAGGGGCAGCCGGUGUUUUCUAUGGAGGUAAAUCAAAGAGUUAGCACUUUACUCUCUGGUUCUGAUCCUUUUAUGGAACUCUACAUAUUAAUGGGACUCUACAUAUAUAGCUAUAGUAUUUUAUAGUAUAUAUAUAUAUAUAUAUAUAUAUAUAUAUAUAUAUAUUUAAAAGAAGACGUGCCUACUGUAGCCUCUACGCUGUGUCUUCAUGGACUGAGGUGGGCGUGCCCCCGUUUACUGUGUGAAGCCCGCUCUUUUACGUAUGCAGUGUGCUCCUUCCACCUGCUUGAAAGCAAUAAAAUGAUCAAGCUGAAA
Molecule: messenger RNA, 6995 nt
Organism: Scophthalmus maximus (turbot)
Lineage: Eukaryota; Metazoa; Chordata; Actinopteri; Pleuronectiformes; Scophthalmidae
Product: protein Shroom2-like
Exons: 9
Coding region: 853-5250 (1465 amino acids)
Biological process (GO): actin filament organization
Cellular component (GO): apical plasma membrane; cortical actin cytoskeleton; adherens junction
Molecular function (GO): actin filament binding
Source: RefSeq, a predicted model, not a curated record